Molecule: messenger RNA, 3323 nt
Organism: Synchiropus splendidus (mandarinfish)
Lineage: Eukaryota; Metazoa; Chordata; Actinopteri; Syngnathiformes; Callionymidae
Gene: trafd1
Product: TRAF-type zinc finger domain containing 1
Exons: 11
Coding region: 1098-2789 (563 amino acids)
Molecular function (GO): zinc ion binding
Source: RefSeq, a predicted model, not a curated record
GCCCUGGUUAAUCGGCUAAAAUCAAGUUAGUUAGCAUUAGCUCCCGUUCAGUUGUUGUUUAGCAACUAAGCUAAUGUCGCUUUUAUCGCUCAUUUACCGCUUGUAUCUGCUUCAUUCAAUGAUAAUUCUUUCGAGUAACAUCGCGUAUACGUGAACAAACUCCACAAUGGUUUUGAAUGUCCAGGGACAAUGGGCGAGCGAAGUCGAAAGAAAGAGCUGUCAACCGGUUUACUGAGUAAACUCAACUGAAGUCAUUUUAAAUGCGAUGAGACAUCAAGCUAGAGGCUAAAUGUCAUGGUCCGUUAGCAGAACAUGUUUUAAAUCAUACUACAAUCUUAACAUUAUCCGAAGAUUCUAAUGCAGAAUUUGUAUCCCCGUAUUCUUAAUGAAUGUUUUGUUAUGUUUAAAGUACAUUAUUACAGGAAUACAAUAUAAGUAAUUUACAUUGGGCAGGAACUAGAAUGACAGUUUUCAACCAUUUUGUAUUCAUGGAAAGAUAAAGGUAGGUGUCUGUUGUCUUCACCAAGAAUUGGAUGAGGAGUCCAAUCACUCCCCGAAACGUAACUGAAGUUGUGCCCCCCAAUUCAGCUGGUUCAUCUCUUUCGCGCAUCUCUCACCACCACACUGUCCCAGGGUGUGUGAGUUGGGUGGACCUGCGACCCGUUAGAUCUUCUAUUUGGCAUUGCUAUGUUGAAACCUGCUGUGGCCUGAUAAAUGGGUAUAGAUAAAACUUGUAGAACCACGACUGUAAAAUUGUCAUUCAUGUGAUAUUAUCCCAUCCCAUUCCCAUUAUUUUGCACUGAAUGUUUACUCUUCAAUAGUGAAAUGAUGGUAAACUUGGACAUAUUGUUGUGUUAAUAAUGCUCAGCCUCAGCUGCCAUUUUUGUGUGAUGACAGGGUCAAGUGGUUGAAGUCACUCAAGUGGUACUAGACUGGUGCACCCUGGGUAUUCAAGUUUAGCAUCAGGACAAAAAAAAAAAGAAAAUUAAUGAUACAAAUGUGGUCAUUUGAGUGAACGCAUUUAAAGACUGCAUGGCAUUUACAGUUCACCAAACUGGUAACCAUAUGAAUCUCUGUUAACAGAGUCCAGUAACGCCAUGGGAGACGAAAAUACGCACUACUGUGAAAACUGCAAGCAUCACAUUCCAGAGUUAAAUUUCACCACACAUGAGAUCCACUGUCGGAGGAAUAUUGCACUUUGUGAUGUGUGCCAAGAGCCGGUGCCCCAGAAGGAUCUUCAGGAGCACAAGAAGCAGGAGCACACACAAUUUACCUGCAAAUGUGGUUUGAAGAUUGAUAAGAAUGACGUCCAUGUUCAUCAGAGUUCCGAAUGUUCUCAAAGACUGGUUCCGUGUCAGUACUGUGACCUUGAGCUUGUUUACAGUCAAGCCAAAGACCAUGAAGAGUACUGUGGGACCCGAACAGAGCAGUGCCCGCACUGCAAGUGUAAUGUGAUGUUAAGGGAACAAGCUGUGCAUCCAGUGUUCUGUGGGAGCCCCACGACAUCCCAAGAGAGGAACAACAGCUGCGUGAGUCGCAGUCCAGCAGAGCUGCAGUCCCUCGGGCGGCGAUUUGAGGCCCACUCCAUUAGAAAUCAUCUCAGAGCCCAGGAAAGAGGCCCCAAGGAAAACAACAUCAGUGCCGCAAGACAUCAGGCCUUUUCACAACCAUUUAAUUCCAGACUUUAUAAUAUUUCACGAGGAGCACAGGUCUCUGGAGACGGGAAGGAAACGGCUCCUAAAAAUACGACUUUCAGCCAUGCAACGGACCCGAGUGCAUGGCCACUCUCAUCUCAGCCCCACGAUGAGGACUCGUCAGGUCUGGACUACAUGUUGGCUCUCAGUUUGCAGAGCGAUGGGGAGUCGAUGGCUGGGGGCUUGGAUGAAAACGUAUGGAGUGACAUCUGGGAUCACACGCUUGAGAAGAGCACUUACCCGCGCACGUCAGUAAACAACAACUAUCCAGACUUCACUUCCCAUACCAACGUCUUUUCAGACCCUGAUCAGUCAGAUAUCAUGCUUCCUUGUGAGUUCUGCGAGGAGCUGUUUCCAGAGGACGACCUGAUUUUGCACCAGACCGGCUGCAGCCCUGCUUCUGCAUUUGCAUCUUUCAGCAAGAAUCCUUCGUCUCCUCCAAAGGGCGACCGGAAGAUCAGAAACACUUCAGACCUGAUGCACAGCAUUCCUGACACACUAGCUUCCAACAUCCCGACUUUCCCGCGGUCCGUCUCGCCGGCUGCCUACAGUCCACCGGCGAGUCCACUAGAGGGCGAUGUGGUCAUUCCAUGCGAAUUCUGCGGCAUCGCUCUGGAGGAAGCGGUUGUGUUUCACCAUCAGGACAAAUGUGACAUGCGACCUCAGACUGCUUUUCCUUUGAAUAAUCUCACCAAGGCUCCUGUUAGAAAAACACUGUCUAGUCCUGCUAAAGAUUUGUUCGGGCGGAUUUCUCCAGAGGUGCAACGCAGAACAAGGCAUCAAGCUGACUUCUCAGAGGCUGCAUUGGGAUCUGACAUGUGUUCCCCGGCCAGACAGAACAUGAGGGAAUGGCCGAGAGGCUUCAUGGGACCACAGGGACAGAGAAAGACCUCCAACUGGGAUGCUGUUGUGAAAAACAGACCUCAGCAUGGCCGAGGUGCUGAAGGGGCUCAGCCGUCGCUUUGUGACUCCGAGAGGUCAGAAGUGGGCUCUGCAAAGGGACCUAUUCCAGAGAACACAGAAGGGAGAGGAAACAAAAGGAAUCUUACUACAAAGUUCCCCAAGAAGCAGAAUGAAGAGCAUCAAGAAGAGUGAGAUCGAGAACUUGUAGGGAAAACACCAAAUCUGCUUUUCAUUUAUCAAUUUGCACACUUUAAAUGAGCUACGCAUUGGUUUGAUAAGUGCCUGCUUGAGUAGUAGUGAGUUUAUUAUUAAAACCUGGUCCCAUUUAAUCUCGUCUUUACCAACGUUUACGUUGCGUGCUGCACCAUGUCUGAAAAAAUAAAUAACUGUAUCAAUGGAAUGAUGAGCAUUUGCUACUCCUCUGUGUGCUUUUUGUGUCUUUAAAAUGUCUUUUCUUGCUCUGUGAUAAUUAAGUUAAAAGAAGCUGAUUUUGGAAACAUGUUUUUAUAUGCCCUAACUUGCUCGUGUCUUAUCGUGUAUAAACCUGUUGAUCGUUUUAUCACUUGUGUUGUCAUGAAGUGGCAUCUAUCAGCCCUUUUUUAUUUGUGCUUUCCCGUCGCUGAAAUAAGUUUGUCAGGUUUUGUAUUGCUGCACUUCAUUCCCAUCAGACCAUCUACAUUCCAGUGCAUCUGUCUUUCUUAAUAAAUAUUUUGUGUUGUUUUAGUC